UUUCAGUAACCCGAAGCAACAUCCUCCAAAUUCUCCAUUAAAAAAAGGCGGGAACUAGCCAAAAGCCUGGGGAGUGAUGGGACGCGCGGAUCUGCACGCCCUUCCACUUCUGCCUCUGAUUGGUGAAUAUGCUUGGCUCGUGGCGAAAACCUCACCUCAUUGGCUGUUGGUCUCCAGAGGGGCGGGCUCGCUGCGCUGGCCCCACCCAUCCUCCGGCUGCCGACGUGGGGCUGACGGCCGCAGGCGGUAGGGCCCCGGGUGCGGGUGCCGAACAGGAGGCAAGGAUGGGGGGGUUGCGGCUGCUGGCAGUGGCCCUGACGUGCUGCUGGUGGCCGCAGGGCAGCCAGGGUAAAACCCUGCGGGGCAGCUUCAGCAGCGCCGCGGCCCGAGACACUCGGGGCCAGAGCAUCGGCCACUUCGAGUUCCACGGUGACCAUGCUCUUCUAUGUGUCAGAAUCAACAACAUAGCAGUAGCUAUUGGAAAAGAAGCUAAACUCUACCUGUUCCAAGCCCAGGAAUGGCUAAAACUGCAGGAAAGCAGUCAUGGUUAUAGUUGUAGUGAAAAAUUAUCCAGAGCUCAGUUGACAAUGACAAUGAACCAGACUGAACAUAAUCUGACAGUGUCCCAGAUUCCAUCUCCACAAAUAUGGCACGUGUUUUAUGCAGACAAGUAUACAUGCAGAGAUGACAAGGAGAACUCUCAGGUGGAAGAUAUCCCCUUUGAAAUCGUGUUACUAAACCCAGACGCUGAAGGAAAUCCAUUUGACCAUUUUAGUGCUAGAGAAUCUGGGUUACAUGAGUUCUUUUUCCUCCUAGUCCUAGUGUACUUUGUGAUUGCUUGCAUUUAUGCUCAAUCAUUGUGGCAGGCUAUUAAGAAAGGAGGACCCAUGCACAUGAUUUUAAAGGUUCUGACAACUGCAUUGCUGUUACAAGCUGGUUCAGCUUUAGCUAAUUACAUUCAUUUCUCCAGGUAUUCCAAGGAUGGAAUAGGGGUACCUUUUAUGGGAAGUUUGGCAGAAUUUUUUGACAUUGCUUCCCAAAUUCACAUGUUAUACCUACUUCUGAGUCUAUGCAUGGGUUGGACUAUAGUCAGAAUGAAGAAGUCUCAAAGCAGACCUCUCCAGUGGGAUUCUACUCCUGCAUCCACUGGCAUUGCCGUGUUCAUUGUCGUAACACAGAGUAUUUUACUACUUUGGGAACAGUUUGAAGAUACUAGUCAUCACAGCUACCAUUCGCACCACAACUUAGCAGGGAUUCUCCUAAUCAUUUUAAGAAUUUGCCUAGCAUUGUCUUUAGGAUGUGGACUCUAUCAAAUCAUCACAGUGGAGAGAAGCACACUCAAAAGAGAGUUCUACAUCACAUUUGCCAAAGGUUGUAUCCUGUGGUUUUUAUGCCAUCCUGUUCUUACGUGCAUUUCUAUCCUUUUCAGUGACUACCAAAGAGAUAAGGUUAUCACAAUAGGUGUUAUCCUUUGCCAGUCUGUUUCCAUGGUUAUUCUCUACAGACUUUUCCUAUCCCACAGUCUAUAUUGGGAAGUCUCUUCUCUUUCCUCAGUAACACUGCCACUGACCAUAUCAUCUGGACACAAAAGUCGCCCUCAUUUCUGAUACUUGAUUUUUGUUGAAAGAAAAAGUGAAUUGGUUAAAGGAGUGCAAUAAGGAUCCAAAUACAGUGACUCUUUUUUCAUACAUUUGGUAUGAAAAAUUGAACUUUGAAACCAGAGCAUGUUAUUUAUAUAACUGCAUUUAAGCAGUACCAAAAUCAAAAAGGUAAUAAAUCAAAUGUUUUGAAAGAAACUUAAACAAUAAACUUUCAAGAAAGAGUGUUGUUAUAAGGUGAUUGAAGCAAUUUCCAUUUGGAAUAAAUGUGAAAAAGAACUAUAUGAUAGUUUGGUAAGAUAUUCACCACUUAUAAUGCCUCAUAUCAAUAGCUAACUCAGGUUUGAUAGUAUUUUAAAAAGUAAUCAGUUAAAUGAUUACUUGCAUAUACAUAUCUAAACUAGUCCAGUUAUGAAAUCAGUGUAAUACAUUGAUUGAAAAAACUGCUUCGUUUUAAUGCUUUAAAGAAAAUGUAUUUCAUGUUAGAGUUUAAAGAAUUUGAAAAUGAGAUUACUUCAGGAAAUGAAUAUAAAAUAUACUCAGCUACCUAAAUAAGAUUUUGUUUACUUGUGGGUGGGUUUAUUUGCCAAUUCUUUCAUUUUUGGCUCUAGUUCAGGUUUAGCUUGAUUAGCAAAGGAUUUUUGACAAAUUUAUGAAAAAUAAAACCUAGACACUUUACAUGGGUUUUAAGGACAAAGGAUUUUAAAAUUUGAGCACUUAGGUAAAGGGACAAAAAGGUUUAUGUGUCUGAAAAGAAAAAAGGAAAAGGUACUAUGCGAUAUGGUACUAAAAUUUUAAUCCUGAUAUAAUUCAUUUCUCUUACAUUGAAUCCUCAAUCAUAAUUAAGCCAUAUACCCAGAUUAAAUUAACAGAAGCAUUUCACAUAAAUGUUGGUUUCAGUCAUCAACUACCCAUGAAUUCCUGCCCAAGGAUACUUAAUCAGGAUUAAAUUUUCUAUGAAUAAUUGAAAAACAAAAUACUCACUGGGUUUGUUAUAAUCCGUGUUGGCACUGGAUUCUAAGUAGUUGCCAUCUUGAAUCCUUUGUAAUAAAGCCAUAUUUGUGGGGUUUUU
Messenger RNA from Marmota flaviventris (yellow-bellied marmot), 2670 nucleotides. It is a transcript of the gene Gpr180, whose product is annotated as G protein-coupled receptor 180. Gene Ontology annotation, biological process: G protein-coupled receptor signaling pathway; response to pheromone. The record is from RefSeq and is a predicted model, not a curated record. NCBI's taxonomy places the organism in Eukaryota, Metazoa, Chordata, Mammalia, Rodentia, Sciuridae.